UGUCCAGUGAGGGAGGUGCUGAAAUCAGAGCGUUCUCUCCGUCUCCCCACCACUACCUCCCUCCAUCGCUCCCCCCACCCACUCUCUCUCUCUCUGUAUCUCUCUCUCUCUCUCUCUCUCUCUGUGUGUUGCCGCCGACCGAUCGACACUUGCAGCCAUUUUACGCAGGACGAACCCAAUCAUGUCGUGAACGGAACCUCGCUGGUCACCUGGGCAAAGCCAGCAGCCGCUGCCGCCGCGCGUCCCGGUGGUCGCACACAACUAGGCGUGUAGGCAGGCAGGCAGGGAGAGGGGCACGGAGGCAGGUCCGGCCAAAAUGGUGAAAAGGAAAAGCCUGGACGACAACGAGCCGGAGUGUGGGAAGGGAAUACCAUUUCCUAUCCAGACCUUCCUGUGGAGGCAAACCAGCGCAUUUCUGCGUCCGAAGUUGGGAAAACAGUAUGAAGCAUCUUGUGUGUCUUUUGAGCGGGUGCUGGUGGAGAACAAGCUCCACGGGUUGUCGCCGGCCCUGUCAGAGGCCAUCCAGAGCAUCUCCCGCUGGGAACUCGUCCAGGCAGCCUUGCCUCACGUACUCCACUGCACCUCUAUCCUGCUGUCCAACAGGAACAAGCUGGGCCACCAGGACAAGCUAGGCGUGGCCGAGACCAAACUGCUCCACACGCUCCACUGGAUGCUGCUGGAUGCUGCCCAGGAGUGCAAUCAUGAGCCCAGCCUAGGCCAUGGGUGGUCCGCUGGAAGCAGCAGCAGCGCCUUCCUCCAGCCUGUGGGGAACCAGGGUUCCUCCCCAGGGGCUCCUGGCUCCUGUUCAGGGUCUGCCCUCGGUGGAUCGGGACCCCAGCACAGCGGUUCGCUGCUGGAGGAGGAUGAACACACUCGUACUAAGCUGUUUCAUAAGAGCAUGGCCACAGUGGAGCUGUUUGUGUUCCUGUUUGCUCCGCUUAUUCAUCGGAUAAAGGAGUCGGACCUGACCUUCCGAUUGGCCAGUGGUCUGGUAAUAUGGCAGCCAAUGUGGGAGCACCGACAGCCUGACAUCCCUGCCUUUACUGCCCUCAUCAAACCUGUCAGAAACAUUGUGACGGCCAAAAGGAACUCCCCAGUCAACAACCAGUGCAGCCCCUGUGGAUCUGGCAACCCAGGUCCCAUGGGCUUCCAGGUGGUUUGCGAAGCUGCCCAGUCGGCUUCCUCUUCCCCCUCCGCUGGAGAGCAGAGCUGUCGUCGUGGUAACUCGAUUGAGAAAGGUGGCCCUUCCCAGCAACCCCCACCGGUCAAAGGCCCUUCCAAGAAAAAAACAUCAGCCCCUGCCGGCCUGCCAGCAUCUCUGGCCCAGCGAGCACGUUAUGCCACUUACUUUGACGUGGCAGUGCUGCGUUGUCUGCUACAGCCGCACUGGACCGAGGAGGGUGUGCACUGGGCCUUGAUGUACUACCUGCAGCGCCUGAGGCAGAUCCUAGAGGAGAGGCCUGAACGCACCCCAGAACCUCUGGUCACGCCUCUGCCACGCCCACGCAGCAGCUCCAUGGUGGCUGCAACACCCUCAUUAGUCAACACCCACAAGACUCAGGAUAUGAGUCUGAAAUGUAACGAAGAGGAAAAAUCUCUGAGCACCGAGACCUUUGCAAAGGUGUCCCUGACGAACCUCCGUCGACAGGCAGUACCUGACUUGUCCUCUGAUUUGGGCAUGAACAUUUUCAAGAAGUUUAAGAAUCGGCGUGAGGACAGGGAGAGAAAGGGUUCCAUUCCCUUCCAUCAUACUGGAAAGAAGCGUCAGCGUCGUAUGGGGGUUCCUUUCCUGCUGCACGAGGACCACCUGGACGUGUCGCCUACACGCAGCACCUUCUCCUUCGGAAGCUUCUCAGGCCUGGGUGACGACCGUCGGACUCUGGACCGCGGGGGCUGGCAAGCCACCAUCAUGGGCAAAUUCACACGGAGAGGCAGCACGGACACAGCUGCCGACGUAGACAGCCUGAGUGCCAAACAUUCUCAUUCCCACCACUCUCUGCUCCGAGACAUGCCCGACCACUCCAACAGCCACAGCGAUAACACUGUCAAAGAGGUUCGAUCUCAGAUCUCCACCAUAACCAUGGCGGCAUUUAACACAACAGUGGCAUCUUUCAACGUCGGCUACGCUGACUUCUUCACCGAGCACAUGAAGAAACUCUGUAACCCUGUUGCUGUGCCUGAGAUUCCUGUGGAGCCGCUGGCCUGUGCCAACCUGCCACGCAGCCUUACCGACUCCUGCAUCAACUACUCUUGUCUGGAGGAAGGGGAGAAUAUCGAGGGGACCAAUAACUUUGUGCUGAAAAAUGGCAUGUUGGACCUCACAGCUGUCUUGCGGGCUCUUUAUGCCGUCCUCAGCCAUGAUAUCAGUUCUAGGAUCUGCGAUGUGGCCCUGAACAUCAUCGACUGUCUGCUUCAGCUGGGCGUGGUUCCCGGUAUGGGCAAGAAACUGUCCAAGCCUGAUAACAAGGAGAACCAAGAGGCACGUGGCAAAGACGCGGCUGGUCAGGGCCUCGGAGGAGGCGCCCAGGGAGGCGGACCAAUCGCUGGGGCAGGUGGAGGAGGAGAUGGAGGUGGAGGCGGAGGGGGAAGUGGAGGAGAGAGUGGACAGGGGAGCAAGGAUGAUGUGAAGAAUAAUAAGGAUAAUGAUAAAAAGGAAGAGGGCUCUGGCCUCAGCACCCACCGCCUAGCGUUGACCAUGCUGAUAAAGAUAGUCAAGUCCCUUGGCUGUGCAUACGGCUGUGGCGAGGGGCAUCGUGGAUUAUCAGGAGAUCGUCUCAGGAUGCAGGCCCAGAACUGCCUGACUAGCCUGUACAAACUGGACAAGCUGCAGUUUCGCCAGACAAUGCGCGAGUAUGUCAACAAAGACUCCCUCAAUAACAUUGUGGACUUCCUGCAUGCACUGCUGGGCUUCUGCAUGGAGCCCAUUACUGACAAGUACGGCAGUGCAGGUGAGAGGUCCAGGAGGGCGAAAAAAAGAAACAUCGACAAAGCGGGCUUCGGAAACAACUUUACUACAGGGGACAACAAGUCCGUGGCCCAGAAUAUGGAGGCGGUAGUGGUGGGCUGCAUGUUUAAGUCGCUCAUAACCCGCUGUGCCUCCACCACACAUGAGCUGCACAGCCCUGAGAAUCUGGGGCUGUACUGUGACAUUCGCCAGCUGGUCCAGUUUAUUAAAGAGGCCCAUGGAAACGUGUUCCGCAGGGUGGCACUGAGUGCACUCUUGGACAGCGCCGAGAAAGUCACUACCACCAAAAAACCCGAAGAGAAAGAAGAGACAAAACAGGCUGGACCCAAGAGGUCAGAGGCGGGUGUGUCCGGGGAGAAGGGUCAGGUGUCCAGUGCUGCAGAUGAGUGUCGCAGCUACAUCUCCAGCAGACCCCCCCAGACACCCGAACAUGAAGAGCAGAUUCCGGGUGCCCUGCUGGGCAGGAAGGAUUUUUGGAGGAAAAUGUUCAAGUCGCAGAGUGCCGCCAGUGACACCAGCAGCCAAUCAGAGCAGGACACCUCAGAAUGCACCACUGCACACUCGGGCACCACUACCGACCGGCGCUCUCGAUCCAGAUCCCGUCGCAUUUCACUUCGCAAGAAACUGAAGCUGCCUAUAGGUAACUGGCUGAAACGCUCCUCUCUUUCUGGACUUACUGAUGGUGUGGAGGACCUGCUGGACAUCAGCUCAGUGGAUCGACUCUCCUUCAUACGUCAGAGUUCAAAGGUGAAGUUCACCAGUGCUGUGAAGCUUACUGAAGGGGGCGUGGCAGGGCCGGAGUACGGCAGGGACGAGGAGGAGAAUUUCUUCAAGCGGCUCGGUAAAUGGAGGUCUGGCAGGAGGAAUCCAUCCAAGCUUCACCACACAGAAGAGAAAGAUGGACCUCAUGGUUUUCAGGAGCGUUUAGCAGCCAGUCAGGAGGCCAUGAAGAACAAGAAUGUGGUGAAUUUGGGAGCCAUCCGACAGGGUAUGAAACGCUUCCAGUUUCUCCUGAACUGCUGUGAGCCAGGAACCAUACCUGAUGCCUCCAUCCUUGCUGCUGCUCUGGACUUGGAAGCUCCAGUUGUGGCCCGGGCCUCCCUUUUUCUCGAAUGUGCCAGAUUCGUUCACCGCUGUAACCGUGGCAAUUGGCCAGAGUGGAUGAAGGGUCACCAUGUAAAUAUCACCAAAAAAGGCUUGUCCAGAGGUCGAUCCCCUAUUGUGGGCAACAAACGAAACCAGAAGCUCCAGUGGAACGCUGCCAAACAUUUCUGCCAGUGGGGAGACGCAAUAGGCACGCGGCUCAGUGAACUCUGUCACUCGGACAGCGAGAGCCCUGCCAACAUCCUGGGUUAUAUUUAUGAUGAAGAGACCAAACGGAGGAUGAGAAAAGAGGACGAGGAAGAGGAUUAUUUAGAUGACAACACAGUCAACCCUACCAAAUGUGGCUGUCCCUUUGCUCUGAAGAUGGCUGCUUGCCAGCUGUUGUUGGAAAUCACUACUUUUCUGCGAGAGACAUUCCCCUGUUUACCACGACCACGCACUGAACCACUUGUAGAUCUGGACAGCUGCCGUCUGCGUCUGGACCCAGAACUUGGACGCCAUCGCUAUGAGAGGAAGAUCAGCUUCGCAGGCAUCCUUGAUGACGAAGAUGGACACGAUUCGCUCAACAGCAGCAGCCAUACUCUGAAGUCUGACACCACUGGUGAAGAUAAAAAGACGCAGGAGGCUCAGGAUAAUCUCUCCCCACUUCCCUGCUCCCCAGCACCAAUUCGGAAGAUUCGGAUCGGAGGUUCCCGGUUGCUUCAGAUCAAGGGGGCCCGCAGUUUCCGUGUGAAGAAGGGUGGCUCCCUGUCCUCAAUACGUCGAGCAGGGAGCCUGAAGAGCACCAAGUUGUCUCGGCAAGACUCCGAAUCUGAAAAUGAAGAAGGGCUGCUGUCACAAACACAAAGCAGGGACACUGUUACUGACAUUGGCAGCCCCUUCAGCACCAGUGAACCCAGCAUCGAGCCAGAGGGUCAGAGCUCAGGAGGAGCAGAAGACAACUACCACCGCAACAUGUCCUGGCUGCAUAUUAUGAUCCUGCUGUGCAACCAGCAGAGUUUCAUUUGCACCCAUAUCGACUUCUGCCAUCCACGCUGCUACCAGCAUCACAGCCGCUCCUGCGCCCGUCUGGUCCGCGCUAUCAAGCUCGUGUACGGCGAGUCAGUGGACAGCCUGAGAGAGGACAGCGCCUCCUCCGGCAACAUUGGAGGACGUGCAAAGAAAAGCAAAGAGUGUUCAGACAAAUCUUGUCUGAGGACCCCGUCUAUGAAGAGAAGACCCACUGACUCCAGCGCAGAAGGAAAGAAGGAUACAGGCAUGCUGAAGUAUAUUCGCAAUCAGGUGAUGAGCUUAUCACCAGCUCCUCUUUCGCUGCUGAUCAAAGCAGCUCCCAUCUUGACCGACGACAUGUAUGGAGACAUUCAGCCCGCAGCCUGGGAGCUCUUGCUCAGUGUGGAUGAACAUAUGGCAGCUGCUGCUGCUGCCAUGUUCCUCCUGUGUGCGGUAAAGGUCCCUGACGCAGUGACCGAAAUGAUGAUGGCAGAGUUCCAGCACCAGGAGGCUUGCCAGCGCAUCAACUCCAUCCUGAAGUUUUACACGCUGUGGCGUUUCCGCUACCAGGUGUGGCCUCGCAUGGAAGAAGGAGCCCAGCAGAUCUUUAAGAUUCCUCCACCCAGCAUCAACUUCACUCUGCCAUCUCCAAUACUGGGCAUGCCUUGUGUCCCCAUUUUCGAUCCCCCCUGGGUGCCUCAGAACACUGGCAGUGUCCAGGAUCCAAUCAAUGAAGACCAGUCUUACUCCACAUUAAUUCAGUCAGUCCAUACCAUAAAAUCCUUCUCUGCGCGGGCAGUGUCGCGCUCCCACCAGCGUGCUGAGCACAUCCUAAAGAACCUGCAGCAGGAAGAGGAGAAGCGGCGUCUGGGCCGUGAGGCCAGCAUCAUCACGGCCAUCCCCGUGGCUCAGGAGGCCUGUUACGAGCCCACGUGCAGCCCUCCACCCGAGCAGGAGGAGGAAGCAGAAGAAGUGGUGAACCUGGCAUCACGCCGUCUGUCCGUCAGCCCAUCCUGUGCUUCCAGUAACUCCCACAGAAACUACUCUUUCCGCCGUGGCUCUGUAUGGUCAGUCCGCUCACUGGCCAGUGCUGAAGAUGAAGAAAAUACAACGGAGCACACUCCUACUCACCACAUGCUACAGCCACCUCAAGCCGUCUUCCCAGCAUGCAUCUGUGCUGCUGUCCUACCAAUAGUGCACCUCAUGGAAGACGGGGAGGUUCGAGAGGACGGUGUCGCUGUGAGUGCUGUUGCCCAGCAAAUCCUCUGGAACUGCCUAAUUGAAGAUCCAGCCCUGGUUCUCCGACACUUUUUAGAAAAACUAACAGUGAGCAACAGACAGGAUGAACUGAUGUACAUGUUGAGGAAGCUUCUGCUCAACAUUGGAGAUCUGCCUGCCCAGACUUCUCACAUCCUCUUUAACUAUCUGGUGGGACUGAUUAUGUACUUUGUGCGGACUCCUUGUGAAUGGGGUAUGGAUGCUAUCUCAGCCACAUUGACCUUCUUGUGGGAGGUGGUCGGCUACGUGGAGGGACUUUUCUUUAAGGACCUGAAGCAGACUAUGAAGAAGGAGCAAUGUGAGGUGAAACUCCUGGUCACUGCAUCAAUGCCAGGAACCAAAACAUUGGUGGUGCAUGGGCAGAAUGAAUGUGACAUUCCAACACAGCUACCUGUCCAUGAAGACACUCAGUUUGAAGCCCUGCUGAAGGAAUGUCUCGAAUUUUUCAACAUUCCCGAAGCCAGAUCAGCACAUUACUUCCUCAUGGACAAGCGAUGGAACCUCAUUCAUUAUUCAAAGACAUAUGUAAGAGACAUUUACCCCUUCCGGAGAUCAGUCUCUCCUCAGCUCAACCUGGUCCACAUGCUGCCAGAGAAAGGACAGGAGCUCAUCCAGAAACAGGUGUUUUCCCGUAAACUAGAGGAGGUCGGUCGGGUCCUCUUCCUCAUCUCCCUCACACAACACAUGCCAGCUGUGCACAAGCAAUCCCACGUCUCCUUGCUGCAGGAAGACCUCCUUCGCCUGCCGUCCUUUCCACGAACUGCCAUUGAUGCAGAGUUCUCACUGUUCAAUGAGCCACAAGGAAAGGAGCUGUUUGGCUUGGACACCCUCCACAAGGUGUUGUGGAUAAAACUUCUGGAGGAAAUGUUUCUGGGCAUGCCAAGUGAGUAUCCGUGGGGCGACGAGAUGAUGCUGUUCCUCAAUGUCUUUAACGGGGCGCUGCUGCUGCAUCCGGAGGACAGCGCACUCCUCAGGCAGUACACGGCGACCGCCAUCAACACAGCUGUCCACUUCAACCAUCUCUUCUCUCUGAGCGGUUACCAAUGGAUCCUACCCACCAUGCUGCAGGUCUAUGCUGACUAUGAGAGCAACCCUUUACUAAGGCAGGGCAUCGAGUUUUGCUGCCGGCAGUUCUACAUCCUCCACAGAAAACCCUUCAUCCUGCAGCUGUUUGCCAGCGUGGCGCCGCUGCUCGAGUUUACGACCAGCACCAGUACUGGCUUGUCUAAGGGAGUGUCAGCCCAAUGUCUUUUCGACCUACUGGUUUCUCUGGAGGGUGAAACCCAGGAUGCCCUGGAUGCCCUGGAGCUUGUCAAGGCUGAGAAACCUCUGCGUUCUUUAGAUUUCUGUUAUGGCAAUGAGGACUUGGCCUUUUCAAUCAGUGAAGCCAUCAAGCUGUGUGUCACUGUGGUUGCCUAUGCCCCUGAAUCCUUUAGGAGUCUCCAGAUGCUAAUGGUGCUCGAGGCCUUGGUUCCCUGCUUUCUCCAGAAGCUGAAGAGCAACACAGUCACAAUGGAAUCUGCUUCAGUUGCCAGGGAUGAGAUUGCAGCCAUUGCUGCUCUUGCCACAUCUCUGCAGGCCCUUCUCUACAGCUCCGAGGCCCUCACAAGACCCAUGACCGCCCCCCAGAUGUCUCGUUGCGAUCAGGGCCACAAGGGUGGCACUACAGCAAACCACGCCAUGUCCGGAGGGGUAAACACCAGAGACAACCUCCACCUUCUGGAGGAAGGCCAGGGCAUGCCGAGGGAGGAACUGGAUGAGCGCAUCGCCAGGGAGGAGUUCCGCCGUCCACGGGAAUCCCUUUUAAACAUCUGCACAGAGUUUUACAAACACUGCGGACCCCGACUGAAAAUCCUACAGAACGUUGCAGGUGAGCCGCGGGUCACGGCUCUGGAGCUGCUGGACAUCAAGUCCCACAUGAGGCUGGCAGAGAUCGCCCAUGCCCUGCUGAAGCUGGCACCCUACGACACCCUGACCAUGGAGAGUAGAGGACUGCGGCGCUACAUCAUGGAGAUGCUACCCAUCACCGACUGGUCAUCGGAGGCCGUUCGACCCGCCCUGAUCCUCAUCCUCAAGAGGCUGGACCGCAUGUUCAACAAGAUCCACAAGAUGCCUACGCUCAGGUGCGCUCGCCCACAGGCACUAUGCACCAGGAGACAAGUGGAGUGGGAGGCAGCCAGCAACCUGAUCGAGGGAAUCUGCCUGACCUUGCAGCGACAGCCGAUCAUUUCCUUCCUCCCACACCUCCGCUCACUGAUCAACGUCUGCGUCAAUCUGGUGAUGGGUGUAGUUGGUCCUUCUAGCGUGGCAGACGGGUUACCUCUUCUCCACCUCAGCCCCUACCUCUCACCUCCGCUUCCUUUCAGCACAGCAGUGGUGCGGCUGGUUGCUCUCCAGAUCCAGGCCUUAAAGGAAGACUUUCCACUCAGUCAUGUGAUCUCACCUUUCACCAAUCAGGAAAGGCGAGAGGGAAUGCUACUCAACCUGCUUAUUCCUUUUGUAUUGACAGUGGGGUCUGGAAGCAAAGAUAGCCCCCAUCUGGAGCAGCCAGAGAUCUUCCUGCUCCUGCAGACUGUCAUCAACAUCCUUCUGCCUCCCCGGAUCAUUUCCACCUCCCGCACCAAGAACUUUAUGCUUGAUGCUUCUCCAGCUCACUGCUCCACCCCUGGUGACACAGGGAAGGAUCUGCGCAGAGAGGGGUUGGCAGAGUCCACCAGCCAAGCUGCAUAUCUGGCUCUGAAGGUGGUGUUGGUUUGCUUUGAGCGCUCACUGGGAAACCAGUGGUAUCGGCUGAGCCUGCAGGUGAAAGAGAUGGCUCUGAGGAAGGUGGGCGGUUUGGCCUUCUGGGACUUUAUCGACUUCAUUGUCCGGACCCGCAUCCCUAUUUUUGUCCUGCUGAGACCGUUUAUACAGUGCAAGCUGCUGACCCAACCAGCUGACUCCCAGGAGGAGAUUACAGCACGUCAUCACAUCGCUGACCAACUGGAGCGACGCUUCAUCCCACGACCCCUCUGCAAAAGCUCCCUGUUUGCAGAGUUCAACAACGAACUCAAGAUCCUCAAAGAGGCCGUACACAGUGGCUCUGCAUACCAGGGCAAGACAUCCAUUAGCACAGUGGGCACCUCUACAUCAGCCUAUCGCCUAAGUUUGGCGACAAUGUCACGCUCCAACACAGGCACCGGCACCGUUUGGGAGCAGGACAGCCAACCGUCACGGCAACCCUCGCAGGACACACUCAGCCGCACCGACGAGGACGAUGAAGAGAAUGAUUCCAUGAGUAUUCCCAGCGUGGUGAGCGAGCAUGAGGCUUUCCUGCCCAGGGUGAUGUCGCAGCGACGUUUCUCCAGCCAUGCCACGGGUUCAGCGGCCUCUCAGCCCGAGGCCCCGCGCACCACCAUGCUACCUAGCCAUAGUGAACCCAAUGUGCUAGAUGAGUCCCAGGGCCUUCUGCAGGAGGGUAACCUCUCUAGGGUUGCAAGUGUGCAGAGUGAACCGGGUCAACAGAAUCUCCUGAUCCAGCCUCCUUUAGGAAGAAAGAGAGGACUCAGACAGCUGCGACGCCCCCUGCUGUCCAUUCCAAAGACUGAACCUCGUGGUCGAUCUGGAGCGAGGCUGUCUACAACACGUAGGAGCAUCCAGCCCAAGAACAAACCACUGGAAACUUUAUUGGACUGUGAAGCGCAUGGAGACCAAAAGAGGUCAGUCACCUUUACAGAGAAUCAAGGCCAGCAGGCAUCUGCGGGGCCCAGCAAGCCCUCAACUCCGAGCACUGUGGACCCUCCAGCUGAGAGCAGGAAGGCCAGUCCUGCCCCUUCCAAGUCCCCAACACUGGAAGUGCCCCCAGCCUCUUCAGCCACAGUCACUGCUGACCUGCAUGGGCCUGCAAACGCACAGGUUCCUCCAGCCAUCAGCAGCAAGGAGAAGAGAGAGCAGUGGGGGCUCCGGAGUAGCCUCUCUCCUCCCCCCUCCAUCUCCCGUCCCUCCACUCCGACACCUCCAUCCCGAACCUGCUCCCCGCUGCCCCUCUCCCGAACCUGCUCUCCCCUCCCUUUGUCCCGCACCUCUUCUCCCCUCCCUCCACCACUCCCUCUUCUCAGCACCGCGCCGGCCCCGGGACCCCCUCUGCCACCACCGCUGCCACCACCGCUGCCAGCAACCCCACUUCUUCCUCCCCCUCCACCGGGGCCGUCCAGGAUCAGAGAGAGCCCCGGGGACGAGGAUACGACUGCGCUGCUGCCACGCAGUGACACCCUGCUGCAGCUCAGCGAGGAAGAUGGCACCGAGAACCCCCUUCUCACCCCGCUGCUGUCCAAUCCUUCACCCCGCCGGUCGCCCCGCCGCUGCCCACUGCCCCUCUCCCCUGUUGACCUGGAUCUGGAUGAGUCCCACGUGUGAGGGAGAUGACAGGUGGAUUGUAUUUUUCUAUCUGGAGCCUGAGCCAAAGGCCAUGCAGACACCUGGAGGGAUAACAUGCUGAAGGCUGCGCAGUGUAAAUUUCAAAACAUUUAACAAAAUUUGGACAAUCUAAAGGUACACAAUUUAAACAGAACAUAAUUUAAACAGAACAGUGUGUUUGCUACCAAAAAUCCGUCUGUUGGCACCUCAUUAACGACUCAAAUCCUGUUCGCUGGUUCUCUUCUCCCCUCGGCUUUGCCCUUAAACUAAACUGCGCUCUGCUCAGCUGAGUUGUUUUGUUUAGUGGCUUUCAUAAAUCCUCAAAUUCAUUCUACUAUUCUGUCUGUCCUCAAGCUGAGGGUUGAAUGUAUAUGAUCUACCUUACUUCAUCACAGAAUUUUAUGUUCAAAUGCUGGAUGUUUCAAGUCUGCCUGUGCACUCUAAGAUCAGAAGUUUAUUUUUUAGUUAUAUUUUCAGUCAUACAUAACAUUUGAAAGGAUAGCAAAUACUACUUAAUUAAAAAAUCAGAGAAUGAUUAUUUACCUAAAGUCUAUAUUUAGAUGUCUAUAUUGGAAAAGGAGAUGCUCUAACUUCCAAAGGAUGAUUAUAUUAAGAGCCAUUCUAAAACUAAAGUGGGUGACUUAACUUACACCUUUUUAUUAAAUGAAAUAAAGGAAAUAAAUAUACAUAAUAUAUGUAUUUUAAACUUCAUGUAUUGUCAUAUAGAACAGGAGUAAGAGAUGUUGUAGCCAUAAGUCUGAAAUUUUUAUAUUUUAGAAAAAACAUGUUCGUUUUGUCCGUGUCAAAUAUACUGCAAAAAUGUUCAUGGAACAAGCUGAGGAAAGCUUUAGUUGAAUAGUAAAGGGCAGAAUUUCAGUCAGAUCCACAGAGUAUAAUUGAAUGUGUUUUUAAAAAAAGUCUUUCAUGUUAAUGGGACUGAAUUGAAAACUCUUAGAAAGGCAUGCAGGAGUUAGAAAAACAUGUACUGACCAGAUAAAAGAUGGACUUUCCACUGUAGUUUGAAACUUGGCUGUCCCCACCUUAGGUUUUCUAAACCCAUACUACCAUAUAGUGAUGUUUGGUGGUUUGAGCCAACCCCCUCAAACCAGAAACAUACCCUGCUUUGUCUAUUUUACCCUAAAUGGGACCAUAAUGUACAACAUGAACAUGAAGUUCAAUUUUAGAAUAUUUGAAAAUGGUGAUUGAGACUACAAACUAUUUAGGAAAAUUCUAAUUUGGGUAGUAGAAAGUGUCUCAUACAAUCUGAACAGAGGAGUCUCCCCCUGUUGGCCAUUAGAAAGGAUGCAGAUCUGUUUAAACCAGAGGGAACGUCCAUCUUUUAUAAAUGAUUAGUUGUAUUUGCCAGUCUUCUGUGUUGUUACAUUACGAGAACUGUAGUGCAGUUGAAGUCGAAUUAUCUUGUCCUCAGAUGCACUGAUUUUCAUAGCUGCCCCAGCUGAAUGGAAAUGAAAUGCAAAAUUAGCUAUAGCCCCUUUAACUUGAAUGAUAUCACAGUUUUUUAUGUUUUAUCUGUUUGUUUGUUUGCAUCGUUUUCUUCUGAAAGAAAACUGCACUGGAAAUGAGAGCUGGAGAAAACCAGAACUUAAACAACGGUUCCACUGUUGAGUAGAUUCUGACUUCAGCAGCAGAUAACUGCUGCUGUCACUGAGCAAUCGCCGUGUCUACCAUAUGUCCCAUGAUUCUACAGUGUAUCUUGUGCUGCUCAGUGUCUCAGCAGAGUAUUUCACUUGUGACCAAAGACUGUAUCUCUUUGUUGUGUUUCAGUGGUCUCCACACUUGUAUCAGCUAAAAUUAGCCGUUAUAUUUACAAAAAAGGCAUAUAUUAUGUACAAAUGACACUUGUUCUGAUGUUGAAGUGCUGGUCAUGCUGUUCCCUUUGUGUAUGUGAUGUCUUAUGUUCAGACCAGUGGGGCAGGAGAGACUCUUUUUAUUGCAACUGUGACGAAGCGAUGCAGUAGAUAGCCAUUACCUCGUUGCUCAUUCCAUGCCUUAACAGAGAAACAUGUCUGUCGAUAUCAACAUGUCUGUGUAUAUCACUUUAAUUACUCUGGCGAAAGCCUCAUACCUCCUGAAAACAGAUCUACUACCAGCUUGCCCACUAACAGGGGAAAGCUUCUUUUCUCUAUAUCUUUAAUAUGUUGUAACUUCUGGCUGUUUAAGAGGGAAAUUUAAUAAAGUUGUACAACUAUGAGAAAAGA
This is a messenger RNA of Acanthochromis polyacanthus (spiny chromis), 12951 nucleotides long. Its product is annotated as protein unc-80 homolog. NCBI's taxonomy places the organism in Eukaryota, Metazoa, Chordata, Actinopteri, Pomacentridae. Gene Ontology annotation, biological process: monoatomic cation homeostasis. The record is from RefSeq and is a predicted model, not a curated record. The transcript has 67 exons. Gene Ontology annotation, cellular component: axon; cation channel complex. Gene Ontology annotation, molecular function: monoatomic cation channel activity. Bases 317 to 10732 code for a protein of 3471 amino acids.